AUGACACUGUGGAUGCUGUACUACAAAAAUGGUGGUCCACAAAGUCGUGCCGCCAAAAGUAAAAAACCUUAUGAUAAGAACAAACUGGUCACAUGGCGACUUGGUUGUGAACUGGGAAUUGUUAUGGAUUCUGACUGCCCUGUAGAUGGAGGAUGGUCAACUUGGACUGCUUGGUCUGCUUGUCUAGGAUCAUGUGAUGAGACCGGUCAUCGGAGGAGGACCAGAGCUUGCGUCAAUCCACCUACUUCUAAAGAUGGUCUACCCUGUAGUGGACCGGAGCAAGAAAUUGAACCCUGCUUUCAGACCAACUGUACCAUUGCAGACUUUAGAAAGUUAAUUGAAAAUGAUCCAGCAAGAAUGAUUGGACUCCGACAAUUAGAAGCAGUGCCUGUCGUGUUAGACCAAUGUCUUCAAAGGGAAUGCCCGUAUGAGGCAAUUGAAGCAGCAUUAACCACAGAUAAUACUUGGCAAUUAAGUGCCGAAGCGUUAUGGAAUGCUUUGCAAUGUGUAAAGCGAAAUUUGGGUUGCCCAUUAACUGGACAAUGGGGUAAUUGGGGUCCUUGGUCGGCAUGCGGGGCGCUUUGUGGGAAAGGAUUGCAGUGGAGGUAUAGAAAAUGUGACUCUCCAGCUCCUUCAGACGCUCGUCUUGUUUGCUCCGGUGCACCGUUGCAGUAUGAAGAAUGUGAAGGGGAUCAGUGUGCGAUAGAUGAACCCGCAGCUCUUGGGUAUUCGACAGGCGGCGCCUGGAGUGGAUGGGGUCAGUGGUCGGAUUGUUCAGAACGCUGCGGCGUAGGUAUUCGGCGUCGGAAAAGACAAUGCGUUGAAAAACAUGCUUCUUUGUCAUCAUUUGUAUGGGGGACAUUUUGUCGCGGUCAAUACGACCAACUUGAAGUGUGUUCUAACAAAAACUGUAAGCUUAAUGGGGGUUGGUCAGGCUGGGGGGGUUGGGGUCCAUGUUCACAAACUUGUGGAGCGGGGAAGCGGUCUAGAUCGAGAUCUUGCACACGGCCGAUACCUUUUGGUGGAGGGGCUAAGUGCUACGGUUCACGAACCGAGGUUGGACCAUGUCAUUUAAAUCCAUGUGACGUUUACUCUCAUAACAUAGCGUUAUUUAACGGCGAUUCUGUAUUACAGUACAAUUUUCCAAGAAAGCAUUCUACGUUCUUUCAUUUUUAUAUGCGUUUUAUGCCAUUGUCUCCCACAGGUACACUUGUACGAAGAGGAUCUUUAAAUAAUCCAUUAGUGCGACUCUACAUGCAUAAAUGGCACGUAUGCUUAGACGUAAGCGGUUCGUCAAAAUCAUGUUAUAUUCCACGACUUUGUUCACCAACUGCAAUUGAUCCCGCAGCUUGGCAUUCAGUUUUAGUAACAUUGACAAAUGAUGUAGCUAUGCUUAGAAUAGAUGAUACACCAGUUCCAAUUAAAGAUUCAUUCUCCUGCGAUCCUGAGUUAGAAAAAAAUGAUGUGCAAAUUUUCGUCGGAAAUAGAUAUCAUGGUGCAGUUCAAGAAAUGAUGCUCAACUUUAUUCCACUGAGUAUGUUCAUAGAAAAAGAACACCUUACACAGAAAUCAGAUUUCUUCCCAACAUUCGCGUCUAAUAUGGCCUACGACAAAGCAAAUUUAGAUGAAGCUUUUAUUAAUUUAGACAAUGAUUACUAUCUGCGUGUACCAUGUUUUGGUACCAGUAAAAAUAGUUGGCGAAUAGAUUUAACAUUAAAGCCUAAUACAGGUACUGGCAUGAUAUUAUUUAUUUUUGAUAGCACACAUGAUUAUUGGAUAUCACUUUCGUUACAAAAUUUGAGACUAAAAAUUAAAUUAAACUUAAGCGAACGCAAGCCAGAACUACUUAGCUCAUCCGAAUGUGUACCUCAUCAAUGGCUAGAUUUAUCCCUCACUAAAAAGAAGGCUGCCAAUAUUAUAGAAGCAUCAAUCAACGCGGGCGAGAAACUUCAUAUUCUUUUAGAAAAUGAUAGAUGUAAAAGGACAGAGUAUACAAACCGUGAUAGUGAUAAGAUACAAAUUGAUUGUAAUGAAGAAUUUUUUGUAGGUGGUUUUCCACAUUAUAUUAAAAGCAAGGUAACUGAAGAAAUACCUUCGUUUUCUGGAAUUAUCGCUUCCCUUAAAAUCAACAAUGAAUUGUUGGAUCUUCAUGAUUAUAGUAUGGAGAGAAAUAAAGGCAACAUGGUACAAUUAUCCUCACGGACAGCAAGUAUUUCAGGAUCCUAUCAUGAAUUAAUGUGGGGUAAAUCUAACAAGCUCAAUUUAACCUGCCUAUAUUCUAAAAGAAUAAAAACAUCAAAAGAAUUGAGUUACUGGACUUUUUUGGACACCGCUAUUAAUGAAAUAUUAAAGGAUAAAAAUAUUACGUCUUUGGAUGACGGCAGAAUUCUCAGAUUAUCAUUAGAAGCAGAAAAUGAAUUGCGAGGUUUUUACACAUGUCGAUCUUAUUAUAAUAAAAGAACACGAAACAUCAUAACGUAUGGAGUUAUCGGUAAAUUUAAAAAUGACAUUACUGGACCUGAUCUGACCACUAUAACAGCUGUUAUUACAACAGUGUCGCUUAUUAUUUUUACAUUAGUAUGGCUUAUAAUAGAAGGUAUACACGAUCUUCGCGAUGGAUAUGGUUUUUUUCGUGAUGCACAUAAUAUGUCUCCCGAAAGAGAAGCUGAAGCUGUUUGUAAGUAUAUCGAUCAAAAUAAGCACUUACUGGGCAGUAAAAGUGCUGUCAGACUUGCGAAAGCUAGAGCGAAACGUAAAGCGAGACAUUUAGCAAGUCAGAUCAGUUUCGCAGCUAAGGAUGAGGAAGCUGCAAUGCCAACUAAUAAGGACGAGGUAUCUGCCGUGGAUGAAGGGACAGAAUCUGAGCCCGAGGUGUUGCCUGCUUUGCCAGAUGUCAAGUCUGCAGUCCUUGAACCGUCCCAUGAAGUGUUUCGAUGCGAACCUUCCUAUGUUAGUUCUCCCAAACACGGUUCGAACAUUACAUCACCCGGAACAAAAAUAACGUCAUCGUCAUCUUUAGACAGCUCCCCGAGACACCUUUGUUCGAGAUUGUUGAUGAGUAAAAUUAAAUAUUCUUCAAAGGAAAGUUUACGGACCAAAAGGAUUCAUCGGAAUAAAAAGCUUUCAAACGGAUCUCAAUUGUUGACUAUAAAAUCAUCUACGUAUGUGAAUUUAUCGCCUGGUCAACGUAUAUUACAAAAAUUCCAUGAAUUAAAAUCAAUGGAUGAUUAG
Messenger RNA from Colias croceus (clouded yellow), 3231 nucleotides. RefSeq lists its product as uncharacterized. The record is from RefSeq and is a predicted model, not a curated record. Lineage: Eukaryota; Metazoa; Arthropoda; Insecta; Lepidoptera; Pieridae. The transcript is spliced from 3 exons. The coding region runs from base 1 to 3231 and encodes 1076 amino acids.